Lodderomyces elongisporus is the source of this 597-nucleotide messenger RNA. It is a transcript of the gene EMP24, whose product is annotated as Emp24p. The transcript has a single exon. Bases 1 to 597 code for a protein of 198 amino acids. The record is from RefSeq and is a predicted model, not a curated record. Lineage: Eukaryota; Fungi; Ascomycota; Pichiomycetes; Serinales; Debaryomycetaceae. Gene Ontology annotation, cellular component: COPII-coated ER to Golgi transport vesicle; endoplasmic reticulum; endoplasmic reticulum-Golgi intermediate compartment. Gene Ontology annotation, biological process: intracellular protein transport; Golgi organization; protein retention in ER lumen.
AUGAAGCUUAUAUUAUUGGCUUGUCUAUUCAUCUCCACUGUGCUCGGUCACAAUGUUUUACUCCAACCUUAUGGCAAGCAGUGUUUCUUUGAGACAUUGAAAGUCAACGACGAACUUGCUAUAUCAUUUCAAGUAGGAUCACGUAACCCACACAAUUCAGAGCAAUAUGACGUCGACUUCUAUAUAACGUCACCACAGGGUCAAACAGUGUUGAAGAAGGAUAAACUCGAUCAUGGUGACGAACUGAUUACUGCCAAAAUGAAUGGUAAAUAUCAAUACUGUUUUUCCAACGAGAAAUCCAGCAGAGUUGACCUUGAUGUCAGUUUUAAUAUUCACGGCGUAGUGUAUGUCGACGUUAAUGACCCCAAAGCAGACACAUUGGACUAUGCCAUUCAAAGAUUGAGUCAAUUGACCGACGAUGUGAAAGCUGAACAAGGAUACUUGGUAAUUAGAGAGAGAACACAUAGAAACACCGCCGAGUCUACCAAUUCGAGAGUCAAAUGGUGGUCGGUUUUCCAAAUCUUCGUUGUUGCUGCAAACUCCGUGUUCCAGAUAUACUACUUGAGGAGGUUUUUCGAAGUAAAAUCCGUAGUUUAG